ACAGUAUGGCCGGCGACAUUAGCUAGCGCUCGCUCUACUCUCUCUAACGGGGAAACAGCGGACUACAAGAGACUGAACUGUAUCUGCCUCUAUUUCCAACAGACUCACGUUCAACUUUCGCUCACAAAAAAAAAAAAAAGCCGGGAAAAUUUUAUUAAUCCUUUUUUAAAAAAAAGUUAAUAUAAAAUUAUAGCAAAAAAAAAAAAAAAAGGAACCUGAACUUUAGUAACACAGCUGGAACAAUCCGCAGCGGCGGCGGCAGCGGCGGGAGAAGAGAUUUAAUUUAGUUGAUUUUCUGUGGUUGUUGGUUGUUCGCUAGUCUCACGGUGAUGGAAGCUGCACAUUUUUUCGAAGGGACCGAGAAGCUGCUGGAGGUUUGGUUCUCCAGGCAGCAACCCGACGCAAACCAAGGAUCUGGGGAUCUUCGCACCAUCCCAAGAUCCGAGUGGGACAUACUUUUGAAGGAUGUGCAAUGUUCAAUCAUAAGUGUGACAAAAACUGACAAGCAGGAAGCUUAUGUACUCAGUGAGAGUAGCAUGUUUGUCUCCAAGAGACGUUUCAUUUUGAAGACAUGUGGUACCACCCUCUUGCUGAAAGCACUGGUUCCCCUGUUGAAACUUGCUAGGGAUUACAGUGGGUUUGACUCAAUUCAAAGCUUCUUUUAUUCUCGUAAGAAUUUCAUGAAGCCUUCUCACCAAGGGUACCCACACCGGAAUUUCCAGGAAGAAAUAGAGUUUCUUAAUGCAAUUUUCCCAAAUGGAGCAGCAUAUUGUAUGGGACGUAUGAAUUCUGACUGUUGGUACUUGUAUACUUUGGAUUUCCCAGAGACUCGGGUAAUCAGUCAGCCAGAUCAAACCCUGGAAAUUCUGAUGAGUGAGCUUGACCCAGCAGUUAUGGACCAGUUCUACAUGAAAGAUGGUGUUACUGCAAAGGAUGUCACUCGUGAGAGUGGAAUUCGUGACCUGAUACCAGGUUCUGUCAUUGAUGCCACACUGUUCAAUCCUUGUGGGUAUUCGAUGAAUGGAAUGAAAUCGGAUGGAACUUAUUGGACUAUUCACAUCACUCCAGAACCAGAAUUUUCUUAUGUUAGCUUUGAAACAAACUUAAGUCAGACCUCCUAUGAUGACCUGAUCAGGAAAGUUGUGGAAGUCUUCAAGCCAGGAAAAUUUGUGACCACCCUGUUUGUAAAUCAGAGUUCUAAAUGUCGCACAGUGCUUUCUUCGCCCCAGAAGAUUGAAGGCUUUAAACGUCUUGAUUGCCAGAGCGCUAUGUUCAAUGAUUACAAUUUUGUUUUUACCAGUUUUGCUAAGAAGCAGCAACAACAGCAGAGUUGAUUAAUAAAAAUGAAGAAAAAACGCAAAAAGAGAACACACAUAGAAGGAGGUGGUGGCUGCUUUUUAGAUAUUGAUACCGGGGGCCGUGCUUUCCAUAACCACCACCUUGUAGCUGCAGAAAGCCCUAGAUGUAAUGAUAGUGUAAUCAUUUUGAAUUGUAUGCAUUAUUAUAUCAAGGAGUUAGAUAUCUUGCAUGAAUGCUCUCUUCUGUGUUUAGGUAUCCUAUGCCACUCUUGCUGUGAAAUUGAAGUGCAUGUAGAAAAAACCUUUUACUAUAUGAAACUUUACAACACUUGUGAAAACAAUUCAAUUUGGUUUACGCACAAUGUAAUAUUUCUCCAGGUAUCAUCCAAAAUUCCCCACAGACAAGGCUUUCGUCCUCAUUAGGUGUUGGCCUCAGCCUAAUCAUCUGGGACUGUUCUAUUAAAUUGCUGCCAGGAUUUUACAUCCAGUUACCUCCACUUUCUAGAACAUAUUCUCUACUAAUAGUACUGAAACCAAUUUCUACUUCAUACAGAUAUUUUUUGCAACAGUGAUUAAAGUUUAUCUUCCACGAGUCGAGUCCUCUUCAGAAGAUGAUUGCAGUUACCCAUUUUGUGUAUUACUAUUUUAACAUUAUUGCUUCCUGUACCUGUACUUCCUUUAAUUGAUUUCAUUCCUUGCCAUGGUGUCUUGCCUCCCAACCCCUCCCCCCCCUCAAUAAAGCAAUAUACUGUUACACUGUGGGUUUAUACUAAUCUUAUACCCGGGAGGGGGAAGGGGAAUGGACCCUGGGCUUAAUUUUAUUUAAAGGUCAAAGGAGUUUGUCCUCCUUUUAUAUUGGCAUGGACUCUUUUGGGAGAUAGUGACCAAAAUAAACAAUGGUGAUUAGCAAAGAAGACACAUAAAUUUUACUAGGGUAUACUGGCAGAACUGUUCCAGAAACUAUGCCAUUCUGUAUUCCCAUUAAUGAGAUUAGCUUCUCGUGAGUACCAUGCCUUUACUAACUUGCUAAGUGGUUGUGUAAAAGAAUUUUUAUCGCUAAGUUUAUUGGCAAGGAAAUAGAGAUAAAGGUUGUAUUGGAUUUAGUAAGUCAUCUCAGAUGAUUUACCUUACCUUUUGCUUUUAGCAGCUAUCUCCAAUAAUUUUCAUUCACAGUAUAUCAUAAACUUUGGUUCAAAAUGGAGUCUGUCUUUGCCAUGUUAUGACUUAAAGUUCUUUGACUUUGUGUGAUGCAUUAUGAUGGUGUUCUGACUUCCUGGUGUUCUUUCACCAUGGUUUCAUAGGAUCAAGUGAAACUUCCCAGACUGAGAACUGUUCAGGAUAUUCAGACAUACAGUGAAGCAGAAUGCUAUCCAUAAGACAUAAAAUUCCAGACGUCUAUGGGAAAUGACUAAAAAUACAGGCUUUGAGGAGUUGGCAUCUUUUAGGUAUAUUUGCAAAUACUGGGAUAUAAGCAGCUGAGAAAACAGCAAAGUUGACUAAAUUUUGUAUUCUUGUCCUCAAAGUUUUUUGAUUCUUUCUGGAUUGUUGCAGUGAUGUUUUUUUGUUCCUUCCGUAUUUAUAAAUGAAACACUUUUUUUAGUGUUUCUAAACAUAAAAUCUACUUGGUUUGAAAUCAAGUGGUUGGAACACAAAUUUUGACUUUUAUUUUAAGCAUGUUGAUUCAAAGUUUCAUUGAAGAAACUUUCAGUCAAUGGAUCAGUUUGAUUCUGUAAUUAGCACACAGUACCUAAUUAAUGUUUUGUACUGUUUUGAGGACCAAUGCUCAAAGUGGAUUUUGUUCUUGAACAGUGUCCCAGUAGAUUUGAUGACAUUUGUUGGCUUGAGGUCUGAUUUUUUUUUUUUCUAAUAGAUUUAAGAUUUCUAUCUAAUGUUGAAAACUGCACAAAUUUGUAUGGAAUAAAGCCUAGAAGAAUUAAAACUGUAGAUUGAAUAGUAAUCAAAAUUAAUCCUAGUGUGUAUGAUGGAGGAGGGAAAAUUUUGGUGCCAUAAUUUCUCUCUUCAUGGUGUUGGACUUAAAUCAGUUGAAAUGUAUUUCUGUACCACAAUUUAAGCUUCAAUAAAAGUUUGCUUAAUUCAUUGUCUAGUGACAUUCAAAAAGUUUUUUGUUGAUGUAUUUUUUAAAUAGUAUAGACCAAAUACUAGCCAUCUGCAAUUUUUAUAAUUUGAGGAAAUUGGUAUUUGGUGGUUAUUGUCCAAUGUUUGAGUAAUCAUGAAGACAGAAGAUCUUUAAGCUCCUGGGAGAAUAAGUAAUUUAUACUCAGAUUUAAACAUUUCUUAUUAGUGGCCUCAUAACUAAAGCUUAAGAGAAAUAGCUGGGCUAUAUAUAUACCAGGAUAUCAGAGUAGAAGAGGUAAGUGGUAAGAAUAAAAAAUUGUGUUUGUGAGUUUGGAGUUAAGUCAGAAGUUUGAAGGUGAAAUGUUCCAGGUUUUAUAGAAUAGGCUCUUAAUAGGUGAGGGAGAACAAGCUAUAAACUUAACUGGAACAAAGUUAUAAGCUUGAUCAUUUUUGCCAUGUAGGUACAUGUCUCAUGAUCACUUAUUUGGCAAAAUUUCAGUUCUUCAGUCCCUGUCUAUAAUCUGAAAAUUGGAAUCUUAUAAAAAUGUGUAUUCAGAUCUUUUUCAGAGAAAAGUAUAUUAGAGAACAUUUUCUAAAAUGUGAAUAGAAAGGGGGUUGAUCCUAGUUGUUACAUAUGUGAUGUGUGUAAUACCUCCAAUACCAGGUUCUUUCACAAGAACAGGUAAGUGAGCAAUGAUAUUCAGACACCUUAAGUUGCAAAUAUGAUAUUACACUAUGAAAGGUAAAGAACCUUAUUUUCAUUGUCCUGGCCAGAUAACUUGCACCAAUUCCUCACUUCCCACCUUCAAACUUGAUAUUUCCAUCCCCCCUUUUAUUCGUGUUAAAAUGGAAACUGUUCCUUUGGAAUCUGUCCCUUCUACCUUGAGAGACCUUGUAACUGAGCUCUCUGCAGGGUUUAGCUAGAACACCGGAAAAUAGAUGAGAUUUGUAAUUCAACAUUUUAAUUGGAGAAUUUUCAAAUAUAUAAACAAAAAUAGUAUAUUGAAUCUUCAUAUCCUACCUUAAACAGUACUCAAUUCAACUUUGAUACAUCUAUCUGCACAUCUUUGUAGGUAAGAUUUAGAAGUUGCAAUCUGCAGAUCUUAACUACAAUUCAGGAAAAUGGACACUUUACUUAGCUCCCAUCCAUGUAGGGACAGAAGGUUCACUUAAUCCCUAUUUAGGCAACUCUACCCCACCCUAAGUUAAUCACUUUUCCAAAUUUUUUUUUUUUUUUCCACCAUAACAUAGGGUCCCACCUGCCCCACUCUGGAACUUUAUAUUAAAUAUAAGGUGUAUACUCCCUACAGUGCUUUCAUUUGGUAUAAAGUUUUUGACGGGUUGAACCAUGUAUUCCUUUCUGCCAAGUAGUAUCCAUUGUAUGAAUGUACUAUGAUUUGUUAUUCAUUCUGUUACACAUUGGUUUCCAGUUUUUGGAAAACAAAUAAAGCUGCUAUGAACAUUUGCA
Prionailurus viverrinus (fishing cat) is the source of this 4842-nucleotide messenger RNA. RefSeq names its product adenosylmethionine decarboxylase 1 (gene AMD1). Gene Ontology annotation, cellular component: cytosol. The record is from RefSeq and is a predicted model, not a curated record. Gene Ontology annotation, molecular function: adenosylmethionine decarboxylase activity; putrescine binding. The coding region runs from base 330 to 1334 and encodes 334 amino acids. Gene Ontology annotation, biological process: spermidine biosynthetic process; spermine biosynthetic process. NCBI's taxonomy places the organism in Eukaryota, Metazoa, Chordata, Mammalia, Carnivora, Felidae. The transcript is spliced from 9 exons.